GCGCGCGCGCGCGCGCCCGCCCGCGCGCGCGCUCGCUCGCUCAGCCCGGCCAGGGCGCGUGGGUAUUUGUGUUUCAGUAUGAGAAGGCAACAGGGUCAACUAUCACUUGAGCCUCGGAAAGGGACGACGACACGACCGGCAACGACAAGUCCCUCACAGCGUGGACAAAAUGUCUCAGACGGAAGUGAACGGGGCGUCUUGCCGGGGGAAGGUGCUCACUUUGGACACCAUGAACCCCAACGUCAAGCAGGUGGAAUACGCGGUCCGUGGAGCCAUAGUGCAGCGGGCGAGCAACAUCGAGAAGCAGCUCAAAGAGGGUGCCAUUAAACCGUUCACUGAAGUCAUUAAGGCCAACAUAGGCGACGCCCACGCAAUGGGCCAGAAGCCAAUCACAUUUCUCAGACAGGUUCUGGCUAUGUGUGCUUAUCCUGAACUUCUAAAGGACGACACAUUUCCAGAGGAUGCCAAGCAACGGGCACAGCGGAUUCUCCAGGCCUGUGGAGGCCACAGUAUAGGUGCGUACAGCGCCAGCCAGGGCAUCGAGUGUAUCCGUCAGGAUGUAGCACGCUACAUCGAGAAGCGCGACGGCGGGAUCCCCUCCAAUCCGGACAACAUUUUCCUUUCCACUGGGGCCAGCGAUGCCAUCGUGACCAUGCUGAAGUUGAUGGUGAGCGGUGAGGGUCGAACCCGUACAGGAGUGAUGAUCUCCAUCCCGCAGUAUCCUCUGUAUUCUGCCGCCAUCGCAGACUUGGGUGCUGUGCAAAUUAGUUACUACUUGGAUGAGGACAAGUGUUGGAGCCUGGACGUGGCGGAGCUGCGCAGGUCCCUCCAAGCGGCGAGGAAGCACUGUAAUCCGCGUGUGCUCUGCAUCAUCAACCCCGGAAAUCCCACUGGGCAGGUGCAGAGCAGACAGUGCAUUGAAGAUGUGAUCCGCUUUGCAAAAGAGGAGCGUCUUUUCCUCAUGGCUGAUGAAGUUUACCAAGACAACGUGUAUGCAGAAGGCUGCAAGUUUCACUCCUUUAAGAAGGUGCUGUUUGAGAUGGGACCAGAGUACUCGAGUACUGUAGAGAUGGCCUCCUUCCACUCGACCUCGAAAUGCUACAUGGGAGAGUGUGGAUUCCGUGGAGGAUAUAUGGAGAUAGUUAACAUGGACCCGGACGUGAAGGCCCAACUUAUCAAACUGGUUUCAGUGCGCUUAUGUCCCCCAGUCCCUGGGCAGGCUCUGCUUGACUUGGUGGUGAAUCCCCCGCAGCCUGAUGAGCCAUCCUACACCGCUUUUAUGAAGGAACGGACCGCAGUGUUGGACGCCUUGGCGGAGAAGGCCAGGCUGACUGAGCAGAUGUUCAACAAAGUACCCGGUAUCACGUGUAACCCUGUGCAGGGCGCCAUGUACACUUUCCCCCGAAUCACCCUACCACCGAAGGCAAUAGACAAGGCCAAGAAGGAAGGCCUUGUGCUGGACAUGUAUUACUGCAUGAGGUUGCUGGAAGAGGAGGGCAUCUGUCUUGUGCCAGGCAGUGGCUUCGGGCAAAGAGAGGGCACUUUCCAUUUCAGGAUGACCAUCUUACCACCGACUGAUAAGUUGAAGAUUGUGCUGCAAAAGAUUAGUACCUUCCACCAGCGCUUCACUCAAGAGUUUUCUUAACUGUCCUCCACCUUUUAACCAUUUCAAGUAGCAACCUUCUAUACGUGCAGCUUCAAUCUUUUGCAUCAAUCCAUUAUACUUUAGUUUAUAGAAUGUGUAAACAUGAGUUAUAAUGCACUUACCUAAACACAAAGUCAAGACAAGAGGGGCUAAGGCAGAGUCCUCCUCAGAAAUGCUGCUGUCCUGUAGUUUUUUUUUUUUAAUCAUGAGAUUUUCCUCAUAAAAGGUGCCAACUGAAAUGUAAAAAGCACUUUUAAAUGUGAUUAAAACCACAUUUUAGGUUGUAACAUUUGCUAUUUGUAGUGCAGUCAAGAGGAGUCACAAUGGAGCGCUGGCCCACAAAGCCAUCAUCGUUUUAUUUAAAAACCCUCAGAGCUCACAUUCUUUAGAAAGCACCAAAAAAAAGAACAAAACUAAAAUGAUGAAUGAACUCUUAAUUCUCACAGCAACUCAGUAACACUUUUACACUGAUGCUUGGUUCCCUUCACCUUCCCACAUAUCUCGGGCAACUUGUUGGACUUUACCCGGCGCAGUUUGAGUUCUUAAGUGAUCUUUUCAAAGCUCGUCUCUUGUGUGUGACAACUUUGUGGCAUGCUCUUCCAAAAACUUACUGAAGCCGUCCACUGUUCGGUCACCUCCUUCGAAUUUGACAGGUUUGUGUUUGCUGUCACUCGGGGCAAAGUAUAUUGUGGGGAAACCUUCGACUUUGUACUUGUCGUUCGGAAUGUCGUUAGCGGUGGCGUCCAUCUUCGCGAUCACCAGGUUCUUCUCACUCUUGUACUUCUUUCCCAGAGCCAAGAAAUCAGGCUCCAGUUUUUUACAGUGUCCACACCAAGGAGCGUAAAACUCGAUGAGGACAUCCUUCUGGGUGUCCAUGACGAUCUCGUCGAAGGUGUUACCCACCACAACCUUCACCGGUCCUUUGUUGUUCUUCGGCAGGGGCUGGGACUUAAUGAUAGGCUUCAGCUUUCCUGUUGACGUGCACAUGAGCGCUACAAUUUAUCACUGGAACACAAUCAUAUACCCCAAAAAAAAACAACCUUACCCUUCUUGAAAGCAAUGACAAAUUCUCUCAGGACGUCAGAGUCAAAAUCAUCAGGUUCCAUGGCAAACCUUUUGCU
Phycodurus eques (leafy seadragon) is the source of this 2766-nucleotide messenger RNA. Its product is annotated as alanine aminotransferase 2-like. The transcript has 12 exons. Gene Ontology annotation, molecular function: L-alanine:2-oxoglutarate transaminase activity; pyridoxal phosphate binding. Gene Ontology annotation, biological process: biosynthetic process. The record is from RefSeq and is a predicted model, not a curated record. NCBI's taxonomy places the organism in Eukaryota, Metazoa, Chordata, Actinopteri, Syngnathiformes, Syngnathidae. Bases 170 to 1645 code for a protein of 491 amino acids.